GCAAUGGGAGCUCCUGGGAGAGGACUGGACUGCUGCUUUCCUACUCCGUAUAUUGCAGAAUUCAUGAUGCCAAAGCAUUCAAACAACUGGAGCGGCUCAUUCACAGCACGUAGAAACUGCUCCUGUCAGCCAAUUGGAUAGUAGGAGAAAUAACUCCCAGGAAAACCGAACGAAAAAUAAAUAGCUGUUUAUAAAUAAGCUGUGGUUGUAGUUUGACGUGUGAACGUUUUGUUUUUUGGCUGGAGGAUCUGUGGUUAAUGUUAUCUUUUGCCAUGUACUCAAUAUACUUGGGAACGUUUGAAAAUUUCGGUGGUUGUGAGUUAAUUUGCUUAGUUGAAUUUAGAACGUUUCAUACAUAAAAUAGAGAUGUUUGACUACAUCAGGCGUAUCUUUUAGAAAUGUAUACUGCCUUGAUCAGUAUUUCUUUGUCAUGAUGUGAGAGAUUCUGGCCAGGACUAGUAAGAAUGUCUUUUCAAUCAGCAUAUUGAUUAGAAUGUGUGUUUAAAUAGUUUGGCUUGUCUGUUUGGAAUUGAACUAAUGCAUGCAGUGUUGCAGAUUGAUUUGCACCAAUGUUGGCUCUAAGAACCAAUGGCCAACAUCUAUAGGAUAAGCAAAAGAGGAAACAGUGGAUUGAAAGAAAAAAGUGUUAGAUAAGUUUGUAUGUUUUAAAUUGGAACAAGCAACAUAUAACACUAGUAAAAUAAACUUAAGAACUUAAUUAAGAUGAUUUAUCCUGGUUUUCUGUGGAGCAAACUGAUAUUUAACUAGCUCCUCAUCCUGUGACAAUUCUAUUUAAGGUUGUAGGUAUCUUAGUUGUAGAAACUUUCUACAACCUUUCUUGAUUGAUAAACUUUUUUCUAAAGUUAUUUAGAUCAUAAAAUAGAAACAAAAUUGAGCCAUUUGACCCCUUGAACCUAUUCGCCAUUAAGUGAGAUCAUUGCUGAUCUGCGACCUAACUCCAUUUUCCUGCCUUUGCCUCAUAUGCUUCAAUAACUUUUGGAUGGCAAAAUCUAUUAAUCUCAGUUUUAAAAUUAUGGUUGAUCUAGCAUCAAUUGCUGUUUCCGGAAGAAAGUUCCAAACUUGGCUUGUUGUUUGUUUGGCAAACAUGCAUUCAUAUACCAUUUUUCACUUAAUUAGGACAUCCAAAGUGCUUCAUAGUGUUACUUUUGAAUUGUAGCCACGCUUCUAUUGGCCAAUGUGGAAUUUGUAUACAUAGUAACAUCAUGCGAGCAGUACAAAAGCAAAAUAAUGUGGAUGCUGAAAUCGAGCAAUACUUCAUUAUAUAGUGCACGUGUUUUAGAUAUUGGAGAGAUUCUUGUUGCUUGUAAUCAGAAGGAACAAGACAUGGACGUUAUGAAACCUCUAAUAGAAGUGGCUCAUAGUUCUGAAGGUGUAUCAGAUGAAGAGCAAGAACCUGAAUUAACAGGUUUACACCUACGAAAACCUGGCGAUGAAGAGGGCAUCUCGUUUACCCAAACAUUGAUUCAUUUGUUGAAAGGAAACAUUGGAACUGGGCUGCUAGGUUUGCCACUUGCAAUCAAAAAUGCAGGGCUUAUGCUGGGCCCAAUCAGCCUUGUGCUCAUGGGGAUCGUGGCAAUUCAUUGUAUGCACGUCGUGGUACGCUGUAGCCAUCACUUCUGUCAAAGAUUUCAAAAGCAAAGUCUGAGUUAUGGUGACACAGUCACAUUUGCUUUGGAACAAGGACCGUUCUUAUGUCUUCGAAACAAAGCUCCAUGGGGAAGGGUGACUGUUGAGUUCUUCCUCAUCAUUACACAAUUGGGAUUUUGCUCAGUUUAUUUUGUUUUCCUUGCUGCUAACAUGAAACAGAUAGUGGAAGGUUUUCUGAGGAAUCAUACAAGUUAUAAUGAUCUGAACAGUACCAGAAGCCCAUCUGAUGAGUGGAACGUUGAUUCGAGGAUAUACAUGCUCAGCUUGCUUCCAUUUUUGAUCAUCUUUGUGUUUAUUCGUGAUCUAAAGUACCUUGCAGUAUUUUCUUUUUUGGCGAAUCUCUCAAUGGCUGCCAGUCUCAUUAUCAUCUAUCAGUAUAUUAUUAGGGACAUGCCUCAUCUAGGAAAGCUUCCUCUGGUUGCCAGCUGGAAAAAAUAUCCACUUUUCUUUGGGUCUGCAAUAUUUGCUUUUGAAGGAAUUGGGUUGGUUCUUCCUUUAGAAAAUAAAAUGAUGCAAAGAAAACGCUUUCCACAAGCACUAAACAUUGGAAUGGGCAUCGUCACUGCUUUGUAUGUUUCACUGGCAACCCUUGGGUAUCUACACUUUGGCGAUAGUGUUCAGGGCAGUAUCACAUUAAACCUUCCACAAAAUAUAUGGCUAUACCAGCUGGUGAAAAUCCUUUAUUCCUUUGGGAUUUUGGUAACUUAUACAAUCCAAUACUACGUUCCAGCAGAGAUCAUUCUUCCAGCUGUUUCCGCACAAGUACCUCAGAGAUGGAAGCUACUUUGCGAUCUUGUGGUCCGAACCCUCCUUGUUUGUCUAACCUGUGCCACUGCGAUCUUAAUUCCACGUCUUGAUUUAGUGAUUUCAUUUGUUGGAGCAGUCAGCAGUAGUGCUUUGGCCCUCAUCUUCCCCCCUUUGCUGGAGAUCAUCACUUUUUCUGGAGAAGGAAUCUCUCUCUGGUUACUCCUAAAGGACAUCUUUAUAGCAUUGAUAGGAAUCAUUGGCUUUUUGACUGGAACAUAUGUGACUAUUGUGGAGAUCAUCUACCCAGAGACAGCAUCAAUAAUUAAACCCACGACUGGUCCUUCCAUCAACUUCAACUCUACUGUACUGAGUUCUUGGGCCAAUAGUUCUAGCUUAUGAGCGAAAGGUACUUUAGAGCUGCUACAUUUAGAGGAAUUGUGGAAAUGAUCUACAACUAUGUACUUUACACAACUAUGGAGUGAAAAUGGAAAUACUACAUUGUGUAUUUAAGCUCUUCACUGCAAUUCCAAAGCUCUUACACACUAACAUGUAAGACAUAAUAGUUGUUGAGAAUCUGGUUUUAGCUGCUUUGUAAAUUCUUUUUGUUUGUUUUGAAAAUUUUCAAUACAAGGGGCUGUCCUUUUUUCUUAACAUACAUUUUUUGCCUCCUCUCCUCUCCCACUGAUGGGUGACGUAGGUUGUCUUGCCUAGUAUCCCUCCUUCCAUGUGGGGAAAUGCCUUUCUUCUGCUUAGCACCUCUCUUAGCUAGGCUGAGAUUAGGAACCCAAGAGUCAGGAAGUUGUAAACAUGAAUCAAUGUAGUAACAUUCCUUGGUGCAGAGCAUGAUACAUUUCAUCCUUGUGCUUGUGUCUCAUUGUUUUAUCCAUAGCGAUUUAAGUCAUGUAUAAUGCAAAAACACAUUGAUUUUGAUAUAGAAAAUGGGAUGUAGGCAUUUGAUCAUGUUCUCACAAGACCAUUACAGUCCUCCCCUCUGAUUCUGUCAUUCUGUGAACUAAACUGUAUAAUGCCAGUCCCUCCAGAGCAUUAGCACAAAAGCAGAAUACUCAAUCCAAUAUUAAGUAACUGGUGAACUGAAAAGGAUUAGUAUGAUUAAGAUUUUGUUUCACUUCAAACGUGCUCUGCUGACCUCCUCUUCUGCCUAACUUCCCCAAAAUAAAAUGUAAAUGAAAUUUGGCAACAAAUGAGAUCGGAGUCUAUUCAGUAACCUUCAUGUGAAUGCCAUAAACUCAAAGCUGACCUGCUGUCAGCCCAGCGGCUCUAGCUGAAACUUGCAACACUCCAAUUCUUAGGCCUGUGGUUUGAACUCAAGGUUCAAAUGACAUCCGGAUCUUAAUAUUAUCAAUUGGAAAGUUUUCAGGUUCUUACUUGGACCCCAAGAUGGAGCAUGCAAUAGUGGUUCUAAUGUGGGGGGGAAAGGUGGAAAUCUUCAAGGAAUUGUGUCUUAUCCCAUGUUGUUAACAUUGAUGCCACUCACUGAGCUCCUCAGCUUCAUUUGUCUCAUCCAGAAACCUGAAAGGAGGUUUGAAGACAAGAAAAGCAGGAAAAUUUAAAAGGAGGUAUUAAAGCAAGUACAAUCAUAGACUAGACCUGCAAUUCUUUAAUUGCGCCCUAGUUUUUUAAAUAUGAAACACAAAUUUCUGGCUUCUUCAUUGAUUUGUAAUCCAUAUAAAAUCCUCCUUUAUCGAUCCAAAAGACAGUUUAAUAAGGGGAGUGUACUAUGCAAAAGGAAGCGAAAAGCAAGCAAAAUGUAGAUUUCUGUAUAUAAGUAUAAAAAUUUUAAUUGCCAAGAAGUAACAAUCUGUAAUCUAGUUGUAGUUGGGACUCUCUGACACCCAGCAAGAUAGUCUCAUCUCUAGUAAGAAAAAAUAGCAGAUAUUUGAGUGCGCGCAACUCUCUCAUAUCUUGAAUAAUGAGAGUGAAAUUUAGCUAGUUUGGAAAUAAGACAACGUGGAGACAUCCACCUGCUUAAGGAUUCAAUCUAUGUCAUAUUUUUUACAAAUAACAUGUAUUUCUUCAAUCUAAAACCCAUCCACAGCAGUCAGGAAGAAGGCUGCACCAGAGUUAUUUAAAUAGAUUCUCAGUUUCAUUCAGGUAAGUCUUUAGUUUGUGAUUUUAGACUGCCUGAGGACUUUUAGGUCUAUUUCUGCCUGUGUUGACUGCUCUAGCAGAGUUCACAAAUUGUGGCGAGUUUAUUGUGGAGCUGUAGAACAAUUUCUGCCCAGGGGCUGAUGAGGAAAGUUGCUCUGACAACACGGGUAUGUGGAUCAGUCUGCCAGUGGUGCUGUGGAAGGAGGAAGAGAUGAGCUAGAGUGCUGAGACCAACAGCAACCAACAGCUGGAGAAGUGGGUAUAUAUAGGAGGGGAGGACACAGGAGGCCUUACCACAUGCAGGUCUACAGUAACAGGGCGUCUUAUAUCUGAUAAACUAAGGGACAGGGUGUCCAGUGGCCUUGCUUCACUGGGGAUCCUGUGACAGUACCAUGUCACCAGCACCAAAUACAGCCCACAAUCGGUCAUAUCCUCAUUGCCUGUGGCUCCAAAUGUCUAUGCUCAGGAUCACUGCAACCUGCAACAGAUGACAUUAAUAGCAUUGGUCAAUUUGCAGUGCAUUUGAGCAUCAAACAGGUGACUAAUGUGCUCUGCACUAAACAAAAUAAAUUCAUCACUUUCCUCAGUUGAGCAGGAAAGCAGGAAGAUGGGGCUCUGGUAAUCACCAGGAAACAGCAUUCCUCCAGGUGCAGGGCAAAUUGACCCACACCCUAAUAGCCUUGUAUGCUCCAUAUAAGGAAACUGGAAUGUACAUGAACAGGAAGAACUUCCACUGACUCAAUGCCAGAAACUCAAGCAUAGAGACAGAAGAGUGUUACCUCCAUAGUCACUGUACGGAGCACCAGUUGAGCAAACAAUUGGGAGCUUGAAGCAAAGGUUCCACUAUCUGGAUAGAUGUGGAGGCGUUCUAUGAUAUAGCCCUGAGAGAGAGUCUCCAGUAUCAUUGUCAUUUACUGCAUGCUCCAUAACUUUGCCCUGCAAAAAGAACAACUCUUGGACCACCUGAGGGGUUGGGGAGAGGGGGUGGAGAAGUGUUGGUGGUGCAGGAGCAGGAAAAGCAGUAGAAAAUCAAGAUUACCAAGGAAGGGCAGGAACCACCAGUCCUACCUGCUGCCAGAGAUUUAUAGCGAAUGCUUUGUUUGAAUCAUUGCCAUCCUCCUGCACCAACAGUCUCUCCUACCAUCAGAUCCAGUCAUUGCGCCCACCAGAUGAAUGUCUUCCGUUUCACCAUCAGCAUGGGAUUCGUUGCCUUUCAUGGUCAAACACACACCAGUCCAAAGAGACAGUGCACAGGAACAAAGUGGACCAAAAUGGUUCAGUUUGUCCAACAGGUAAGAGGUACUUGCUACUUGUAUGGAUGAGAAGGACCCCAGGGUGGAUGAGCAGACUCACCAUGGCACCAUAGUGAAAGAAGCCAUUCAAGUGGGAGAAACAAAAAGGAAUUUGGUAGUGAAAGGAGAGAGUGAAGUCAGGGAGAUAGAUAUUAUUCUCAGCCAUAAUGGGAGCUCUGAAGGUUGUGUUGUCUGCCCAAUGCCAGAGUUAAAGACAUCUCCUCCCAGCUGGAGGAGAACUUGGGAUCCAGUUGUAGUGGUCCAAAUGGGAACCAAUGACAUAGAUAGCACCAGGGAUGGCAUUCUGUUAAGAGAGUUUGAAGAGUUAGAGUCCAAAUUAAAAUGUAGAACUUCAAAGGUUUGUUACCUGAGCCACAUGUCAAUUGGCAUAGGGUCAAGCAGAUUAGAGAAUUAAAUGUGUGGCUCAAAGAUUGUUGUGGGAGGAAGGGAUUUUGAUUCAUGGCAUCAGUAGUCAGGGAAGAGUGUGGAGAUUCUGUUGGGAUGGGGUCUACUUAAACUGGGCUGGGACCAGUGUCCUGGCCAAUUGUAUAACUAGGACUUUGGAAAGGGCUACAAACUAACUGGGGGGGGGGGGAGUAGUGGGGUUCAGGUGAAGGGAGAUUUAGAGAUCAAGAGAAAGGCCGAGGCAUCAAAACAAUGUAGCAAUGUGGGGAAAGACAAGCAGAUUGGGAGAGGAAGAGAUAGAGUGUUUAACAUGAAUUGUACAUUAGUGAAUAAGAUAAUUGCAGCAAAUAAUAGUAAAAAGAUUAAAUUAAAUGUUCUCUAUCUGAAUGCAUGAAGCAUCUGAAAUAAGAUGAAUGAACUAGUGGUGCAAAUAGAGGUAAAAUGCUUUAGAUUUAAUUGCCAUUGCAGAAACAUGGUUACAAGGGGAUCAAGGUUGGGAAAUAAAUAUUCUAGGGUAUACAAUAUUUCAGAAAGACAGACAGAAUGUCAAAGAAGGAGGGGUAGCCCUGAUAGUAACGGAUGGCAUAAGGUGAGAAAGGAUCUGGCCUCAGAAGAUCAUGAAGUAGAAUCAGUAUGGGUGGAAAUUAGGAUAAGCAAGAGUCAAAAACGCUGGUGGAAGUAGUUUAUAGGCCCCCAAACAGUAGCCAUAUCGUUAGAGCAUUAAAAAAUAAAUUAUUGGAGCUUGUAACAAAGACAAUGAAAUAAUUGUGAUGGGCUUGAAUCUCCAUAUAGAUUGGAAUAAUCACAUUGGCAAGACUGGUCUAGAAGGUGAGUUUGUAGGAUGUUUUCAUGACAGUUUCUUACAGUCAUACCUUGUGGAGCCAACUAGUAGUACUUAGAUCUAGUAUUUUGUAAUGAAGCAGGGUUAAUUAGUAAUGUCAUAGUAAAAGAUCCACUGGAAAAUUGUUACAAUAAUACAUUCAAUUCCAUGUUAAAUUUGAAAGUGACAUACUGCAAUCACAAACAAGAAUCUUAAACAGUCAGUACGAGGGGGAACUGACUAAGAUUGAUUGGAUAAAUAGACUAAAAGGUAUGGCGGUAAAUAAAUUGCAGGAAACAUUUAAGGAAACAAUUCAAAAUAUUCAACAUAAAUGCAUUUCAGUUAGAAAACAAAAACUCAGCAAGACAGGGCCAUCUGGCUCACUUGGGAAGUUAAGGAUAGUAUUAGAUUUUUUAAAAAGAGACUUAUAAUGUAAAGAACAACAGCAAAUCUGAGGAUCAAGAGUCUUUUAGCAACCACCAAAGGACCACCAAAAUGCUGACAAAAAGGGAAAAAAUAGAACGAGAGUAAACUAGCUGGAAAUAUAAACACAAGAUCGUAACAGUUUUUCUAAGUAUAUAAAAAGGAAGAGAAUAGCUAAAGUAAAUAUUGAUCCCUUAGAAUCAGAAACGGGAGAAAUUAUCAUGGGGAGUGAGGAAAUGGCAGAGGUAUUCAACAAAUAUUUUGUGUCUGUCUUCAGAAUAGUUGCAUGCCAGAAAUAGAGGGUAACCUAGAGACAAAAAGAAUGAGGAAAUUAAAAUAAUUAAUGUCAGCAGACAAAGUGUAUUGGAGAAUUUAAGGAACUAAAAUCUGACAAAUCCCCGAGACCUGUUGACUUACACUUUAGGGUUCUAAAAGAGAUAAAUCCGGAGAUAGUGGAUGUGCUGACUAUGAUUUUCCAAAAUCCCUUAGAUUCGGGAGCAGUCCCAUCAGAUUGGAAGUUGGCAAAUGUCAGUGGCAAGUUAUCAUUUAUCAAGUUAUCAUUGUGCUCUGUCACAGCAAUAUAUAGAAGAUAUAUUCCUGUUUCAGAGCACAGCAACAAAGACCCAUCAGAAGAGUCUUAUAUUUUGAUGUAGUACAAUUAUCGGUACAAAUUUGGUUAUCAAAAUAAAUAUGAAAUGUAAAAAGAUGUAACUAGAAACAUAAGAUAUUGCUAUCUUUUGAAUCCUCCUGAAUAGCUUUCAUAUUCUUAUAUUUUCUUUCUUACAAAGACCUUCCCACACAGAUACAUCUUCAAAUGCUUCAUUGGUUGUGUGUCUCUGGUGACUUUGUCAUCCUCCUUCAACAGUUGUACAGCUAGGUUUAAUAUAUUAUACUAUUUCAUGUCAUACUAAGAAAACACUGAUGUGAACUGGAAUGAAAAUGGAUAUAUCGUUUCUUCUGGUUCAUUCUCCUUGAUCUUUUUUAAAGGCUUCAUUACAUAUUGGCACUGGCAGCUAACUGAAUUGUUUACCUGUAAUGAUCUAUUAAACAUUUACUUUUAACCUGAUGAGGUGUCAGGACUCAACGACAGGCUAGUCUAUCACAAUCAUGCUAUAUAUUGUUGACCUGUUUAAUCAGAUAAACUGCUUGUGUCUACAGAUCUCCGUAAUAUGAUGGUGUAAUAAUAGUGUACUGUUGCAGAUAAAGUGCACUAUAUCUGAUAUUUGAUAAACUCUUUUAAAAUGA
Messenger RNA from Carcharodon carcharias (great white shark), 8709 nucleotides. It is a transcript of the gene slc36a4, whose product is annotated as solute carrier family 36 member 4. Gene Ontology annotation, biological process: L-alanine transport; amino acid transmembrane transport. Lineage: Eukaryota; Metazoa; Chordata; Chondrichthyes; Lamniformes; Lamnidae. Gene Ontology annotation, cellular component: vacuolar membrane. Gene Ontology annotation, molecular function: L-proline transmembrane transporter activity; L-alanine transmembrane transporter activity. The record is from RefSeq and is a predicted model, not a curated record. The transcript has 11 exons. Bases 1249 to 2814 code for a protein of 521 amino acids.